GCCUCACCCUCAGCCUCACAUUAUUUUUCUUUAUUAUUAUUUUCUCUAAUAAUUAUUAACAUAAUUGCCUCUCCCUCUUCUUCCUCCUCCUCCCCCUCCUCCUCCACCUCCACUUUCAUUAGGCACAGGUGAUUUAACUGGAUAUCAUUUACUGAAUGGCUUGUUAAGCCUGCAGCAGCUUGGAAUACUUUUAAACAAGUAUGUUGUGCUGCGGAGGUGCAGAGGAGGAGAGCAGUGGCCCGCCUGCCAACCAAGCCACCACUGCACCGCCUCGAGGGGGAAACACAUACGGUGGAGGAGGCAAUGACAGAGGAGAGCCAAGGGGCAAUGCUGCCAAGACUGGUGCUCCACAGAAAGUGCUGCCAAUUGAGAUUCCAUCUAUGCCAUUGGAUGAGUUAAAUAGGUUAACAGGAAACUUUGGUUCCAAGUCUUUCAUUGGAGAAGGUUCCUAUGGACGGGUUUACUAUGCAAAAUUGGAUGAUGGAACAGAUGCUGCAAUCAAGAAGCUGGAUACCAGUUCUUCAACAGAAUCUGACACUGAUUUCACAGCUCAGUUAUCAGUUGUUUCAAGACUGAAGCAUGAUAAUUUUGUGGAGAUGAUUGGAUACUGUCUAGAGGCAAAUAACAAAAUCUUGAUUUAUCAAUAUGCAAGUCUUGGUUCUUUGCAUGACAUAUUACACGGAAGGAAGGGUGUACAAGGGGCUGAACCAGGUCCAGUUUUAAGCUGGAAUCAGAGAGCGAAAAUCGCGUUUGGUGCGGCAAAAGGACUUGAGUAUCUUCAUGAAAAGUGUCAGCCUUCUAUAGUUCACCGUGAUGUUAGAUCCAGCAAUGUAUUACUCUUCAAUGACUAUGACGCCAAGAUUGCAGAUUUCAGCUUGACAAACCAGUCUUCUGACACCGCGGCUCGCCUACAUUCAACAAGAGUGUUGGGAACAUUUGGCUAUCAUGCUCCAGAGUAUGCAAUGACUGGACAGAUAACACAGAAGAGUGAUGUUUACAGUUUCGGAGUUGUGCUUUUAGAGCUCUUAACAGGAAGAAAGCCAGUAGAUCACACAAUGCCCAAAGGGCAACAAAGUCUUGUAACUUGGGCAACUCCAAGGUUGAGUGAGGACAAAGUGAAACAAUGUGUGGAUCCUAAGCUAAACGAUGACUAUCCCCCAAAGGCAGUUGCUAAGUUGGCAGCGGUUGCAGCACUUUGUGUUCAGUAUGAAGCAGAUUUCAGGCCAAACAUGACUAUUGUAGUCAAAGCUCUCCAGCCACUUCUGAAUGCAAAACCUGGUCCUGAAGCAAAUGCUUGAUAAUUACAAUUACCAAGAGUGACCAUUUUUUCUUCUUUUUUGCAAUUUGUGACUCUAAAUUAUUUCUAAUCUCGUUUUCAUUGUUCUAGUAGAGAUUGUAUUAAUCUAUGAAAAAUUGCAAAUGAUGAUUUUUAGUCUGCUUCUACAUA
Messenger RNA from Arachis ipaensis, 1447 nucleotides. Its product is annotated as Protein kinase superfamily protein. Gene Ontology annotation, biological process: protein phosphorylation. The record is from RefSeq and is a predicted model, not a curated record. Lineage: Eukaryota; Viridiplantae; Streptophyta; Magnoliopsida; Fabales; Fabaceae. Gene Ontology annotation, molecular function: protein tyrosine kinase activity; ATP binding.